AGUGAGCUCAAGUGAUUUCAUCGACUUCUAUGAUUGGGAGAAAUGUGUAGUCAUUUCGCGAGUAGAUGUUACCGUCAAAACUCGGAAUGUAUAUUGUUCUGAAAGUGAUGAUCUCGUUGCAAUUGCCGGUGAUUCAUCGUUAAAAAUCCUUGACCUCAAUUGCGAAGGUGGUAAAACUCUCAGUACUGUAGCCGAAGGUGAAUAUGUUCGAGAUGGCGUAUGGGUUAUGAAUUGUUUUAUCUAUAUCACUGAGCAUGGUGAGCUUACUUACAGUGUUGGUGGUCGUUCUGAGGCAACGAUAAUGUGUUUUCUGCCUCGUCCUAUGUCAUUGAUGGUGUCUCCCGCUAAUCCAAGUCGGGUUUAUCUAAUGGACGAAGAGUUUAACUUGUUUGGUUACACUUUACCUACAAGUUUGAUUGCGUACCAGAGACUUGUGUUGCGUGGAGAGUUGGUUCAGGCUCUUGAAGUCUUCCCUUCAAUUCCUGAGGAAGAGCGUAUUAGCGUGGCACGCUUCUUGGCAGAUCUAGAAGUAACUGGUAACAAAUGUGAGACGCUCGAGGAUUUUGCUAAAGAAGAAGCACAUUGGAUAGAACUUGGCUACGUCCCACCAGGAACCAGUGUUCUAGCCUUGUAGGGAAAGAGAGGGCUACCUUCCCACAAACCAGUGUUCAAGCCUUGUAGGUGUGGAAAGAGAGGGCUAUGUCGCUUUUCUUUGUGGGUCAUAAAUAUAAUUACUCCCUAAACUUAUGAGUCUGUCUUGGUCCUCUUGG
Molecule: messenger RNA, 770 nt
Organism: Camelina sativa (false flax)
Lineage: Eukaryota; Viridiplantae; Streptophyta; Magnoliopsida; Brassicales; Brassicaceae
Product: coatomer subunit beta'-1-like
Biological process (GO): intracellular protein transport; vesicle-mediated transport
Cellular component (GO): membrane coat
Molecular function (GO): structural molecule activity; protein binding
Source: RefSeq, a predicted model, not a curated record